Molecule: messenger RNA, 3991 nt
Organism: Nerophis lumbriciformis (worm pipefish)
Lineage: Eukaryota; Metazoa; Chordata; Actinopteri; Syngnathiformes; Syngnathidae
Product: ras association domain-containing protein 8-like
Source: RefSeq, a predicted model, not a curated record
AAACAAGUCAAAUUAACAUCACAAUAUUUAAUAGAACAUGAAGGAAUAAUUUAAUGACAAUAUUAAACCAUUACAAAAUGUCACCACCAACCCAAAAAUUAUCCACGGCGACAGUAAAUAGAGCACUCGAGCGGGCAGACACGACCUGAUCGCCUUUACAAGCAGAACAUAAAAAAAACGAUUGUCUGCGAUGGAACUCAAAGUGUCUGUGGACGGCCUCCCGCGUUUGGUUUGUGGCGUUACGGAGGAGACCACAAGCCAGGACGUGGUCACGGUGUUGGCUCAGGCAUUGGGCCAACCGGGACGUUACAUGCUACGGGAGUCCUACAAAGACUUCGAGAGGUGCAUGGCGCCCAAGGAGCGCCCCCUGGAGACACUGAGGAAGUACGGGGAACACGCCAAGGAGGUCCGGCUCACGCUGCUCCAUAGCGGACCAUGGCUCUGCGACCAAAUGAGCCGCGCCAAAGUGGGCCGCCACCAGCUGCGGCGGAAGGAAGCCGGCACCAAAGCGUGGCGGAGAAGCGGGUUGCUGAGUCUGCACCGGCAGAGUCUACCGCUGAGGCGAGAUGCCGAGCGCCAACACGAGGACCUGAAGAGGCCCAAGAGAAAGUCUUUGACGUUAAUGGAGGAGGCUCGGGGCUGGUUGGAGAGUCUGGGGAAGACACGGGUUUAUAGCACCGCCGGUGACAAGAAGAACCGGUCUUUCCUCAGCGUCACUCUUUCCUCCGAGAAACGCCAAGCGGGAGGCCACAGGAACACGUCCGACUUGGACCACCAAACAUCUUGCUGCAUUGGCAUUCAGCAGAAGAGCAAAGAGACUGAAAGUUCCCAGCAGGAUGAGAAGAACCGCCUCCGAGGGACAGUCGUACGCCAGCUCACUCGCAUCCAAGACCUCCAGAGCCACACGGCGGGUGUGGACCGGGAGAUCUGGGAGUUGGAGGAGCGAGCGCGGGCCCGACAAGAGCAGCAGAAGAUAAGUGAAGACCAAGAAGAGCAGGUGAAGUUCUGGGAGAAUGAACUGAAGGCGGAGGAAGGCUUCGAGAGGGAACUGCAGUGCUUGUUCCUCGACACCAGGACCAAGGUCGCAGACUGCAAGGCCAGACUGGAAGGUGCGGACUCCGAGAGCCAAGACUGUGCAGACCACGACCCGACAACAUCCCAGGACCACUGUGGUCUGGAUGGAAAUGUUGGCAGGCCCUCGGGAAACCUCUACUACCCUCCUCCUACGAUAAAGGAGCGGCGGCCCACUGGCCCGGCAGAGCUCAGAGAAUGGUGGACGCGCUGGUCUGAAAGCCAGAGGUCCAAAAGCAGCAUGAAGAAGAUCCACCGCUCAGAACUCACCAUCUACUUGGCCAGCACCAAAGUCUGAUCAAGUCUUCUCCUUGUCCACUCUGUUUCUGACAUAUGGUGGUGCUGUCAUGUCCACUCUGUUUCUGACACCUGGUGGAUCUGUCAUGGAACCUCCACUCCGUUUCUGACACAUAGUGGAUAUGUCACGGAAUCUCCACUGUUUCUGACACAUGGUGGCUCUGUCAUGGAACCACUACUCUGUUUCCGACACAUGGUGGAUCUGUCAUGGAACCUCCACACACCUCUGUGGGUCAACUUCAAACUUCUCAACGCAUUUUCUGAAACUUGGUACACAUUUUUUUUAGGAGUUUUUUUUGGUUGCAUUCACGUUUGAAAAUUGACAAAAUGAAUUAAAAACUAAUCGGUGCGGCAUCUUCAGUAAUGCGGACGCUGUAUCGAUCCGUUGUGGUGAAGAAGGAGCUGAGCCGGAAGGCAAAGCUCUCAAUUUACCAGUCGAUGUACGUUCUCAUCCUCACCUAUGGUCAUGAGCUUUGGGUUAUGACCGAAAGGACAAGAUCACGGGUACAAGCGGCCGAAAUGAGUUUCCUCCGCCGGGUGGCAGGGCUCUGCCUUAGAGAUAGGAUGAGAAGCUCUGUCAUCCGGGGGGAGCUCAAAGUAAAGCCGCUGCUCCUCCACAUCGAGAGGAGCCAGAUGAGGUGGUUCGGGCAUCUGGUCAGGAUGCCACCCGAUCGCCUCCCUCGGGAGGUGUUUAGGGCACGUCCGACCGGUAGGAGGCCACGGGGAAGACCCAGGACAUGUUGGGAAGACUAUGUCUCCCGGCUGGCCUGGGAACGCCUCGGGAUCCCCCGGGAAGAGCUGGACAAGUGGCUGGGGAGAGGGAAGUCUGGGCUUCCCUGCUUAGGCUGCUGCCCCCGCGACCCGACCUCGGAUAAGCGGAAGAAGAUGGAUGGAUGGAUGGAUGGAAUUAAAAACUCACGCUUUGAAAAUAGACAUCAGUUAAAACUAAAAUCAAAAGCACUCAUAAAAUUUGGCAAAUACAAGUUGAAACUAAAAUUAAAAGCACUCACAAAAUUUGGAAAAUAGGUUAAAACUAAAAUUUAAAACUAAAAUUAAAAGCACCCACCCUUAUAAAAUGUGGCAAAAUAAAACUAAAAUGAUAACGUUCUCACCCUUUGUAGAUAUUGAUCAAAUAAAACUUGUGCUUUUACUUUUUACAUUUUGUCAGUCUUUCAAGGGUUUUCUUUUCAUUUAAUUUUGUUAAACAAAACUUCUUGAAGAUAGACAAAAUAAAAACAGUCACUUGUUUGUUAAAUUAAAAGCACUCACCUUAGGAAAGUAAACAAAAUAAAUGUUCACCCUUUGAAGGUAAACAAAAUUAAACAAAAAAUAAAAGCACUUACCCUAUGGAAGGUAAACAAAAUUAAAAAAAAGUGAAAGCACUCACGCUUUUAAAUAUAGACAAAAUAUAAGUUUUCAAAUUGACGGUAGACAAAAUAAAGUAAAGUAAAGUAAAAAUAAAUCAAAAGUACUCCCCUGCCCUCACCAAUUAAAUAUAGACAAAAUAUAAACAAAACGUAAGUUUUCAAAUUGAAGGUAGACAAAAAACUAAAGUACUCACCCUUUGAAGAGAGACAAAAUGAAAAUUAAAAGGGUAAACAAAGUAAAACAAAAAACUAAAAGUACUCAGACUUUGAAGGGUCAAAAUAAAACUACAAAACUAAAAUUACACACCCUUUGAAGAUACAAGUAAAAAGUCACCCUUUGAAGAUACACAAAAUAAAGGUAAAAGCAGUCAACCUUUGAAGAUAAAAGUAAAAUCAGUCACUUUAUCUUCACAAAAUAAAAGUAAAAGCAGUAACUCUUUGAAGAUACACAAAAUAAAAGUAAAAGCAGUCACUCUUUGAAGAUACACAAAAUAAUAAAAGCAGUCGCCCUUUGAAGAUACACAAAUUAAAGUAAAAGCAGUCACUGUUUGAAGAUGUUCAAAAUAAAAGUAAAAGUAGUCAUUCUUUGAAGGUAAACAAAUUAAAAGUAAAAGCAGUCACUCUUUGAAGGUAAACAAAAUAAAGUAAAUCUUUGCCUCACCUAGUUUGACAGAAUGACAUUUAAAAAAAAUACAAUGCUUCCUCCCACCUCCAAAAACAUGCACCUGCGGAUAGGUUGAUUGGCAACACUAAAUUGGCCCUAGUGUGUGAAUGUGAGUGUGGGUGUUGUCUAUCUGUGUUGGCCAUGCGAUGAGGUGGCAACUUUUCCAGGGUGUACACUGCCUUCCGCCCGAAUGCAGCUGAGAUAGGCUCCAGCGACCCCCCGCGACCCUGAAAGAAAACGGAUGGAUGAACAAUGACAUAAUUGGUGUUUGUGCUUUUAGCUGGGAACCUGUUUACUUUAUUUAAUGUCCUAUACAUAGGUAAAAUUACUAAUUGUACUAUUUCAUAUAAUACAGGUGUUUUUUAAAUCAACUUCAAUAAAUAUAUUAGUUUUUUUUAAUGUCUAUUGUCAUGUGAGGUUGUAAUUAUAUAUGGUUGUGUAUCAAUAUACUGAAUUGUUGUGUAUUAGUAGGUUUAUGAAACAGUAUAAUGAAUGCUUUGGUGGUAUUUCUGUACUUACCGGUAUAUUGGUUAUCAUUAAAAUAGUACAGCAUUAUAACUAUUGUUAUGAUUAAAAUAGUACAGUCAAUUAU